GGAAGUCGUCCAUCGUUGUUUAGAGCAAUAUGGCUUCACUCAUUCAGCCUGUGGGCAGCGUGAGCUUUAACACCUUAAUCGUUAAAUACUGUCCUCUAAGUUGAAAUACGACAGUAACUGUUAUCACAGCUAAAUGGCUUCGAGGCUGUGUGGUGGGUUUUUCAGAUGCUCCUCCGUCCUCUGCAGACAGGUCGUCGUGUCUGCUCGACAGGACAAGACGUCAUGGCUUUUCACAACGGGGCAUGCCUUCUGCAGCAGAGGUGGGAGGAGUGGCUUUUUCUUCACACCUGCUUGUUUUAUCACAUCAGAGGGGUUUCUCAAUAGACUGAUGGCAUGCAGAGCAGCUGAGGCAGACGGCAGCUUUUAUCGCCUCCCAGCCUCAGUUCCACCGGACAGCGGUGAACAGCUGUCUUUGUUACUGAGACACCCAGAUCAGCCUGACAACUCAAAAGUUUUGAAAGUGGCUAUAAUAGGUGCCCCCAAUGCUGGGAAGUCCACGUUGUCCAACCAGCUCCUGGGCAGAAAGGUGUUUGCUGUGUCCAAGAAAGUACAUACUACACGGUCACGUGCGCUGGGUGUCCUGACAGAGAAUGACACACAGAUAAUUUUACUGGACACUCCGGGUCUCACCACUCCAUCAAAGGUUAAAAGACACCAGCUGGAGAAGUCUAUGCUCGUAGAUCCCUGGAACACAGUCAAAGAAGCUGACCUAAUUGUUGUCAUGGUGGAUGUGGCAGACAGAUGGACAUGCAACAGGCUCGACUUCGAGGUGCUCAAAUGUCUGGCCCAGCACCCAAACAUCCCAGCAAUCCUGGUCCUCAAUAAGGUGGACCUUGUGAAAGCCAAGGACAAGCUGCUGGAUCUCACAGCAGAGCUGACAUGUGGAAUAGUGAAUGGACAGAAAAUGAGGGUCAGGUUAAUGGUCAAGCCUCGGUGGGCUAAAAAGAGGCCAGAGAGGGAUUCUGAGUUAUCCCCUGAUGAGGACAAUGCAAGGCAUGAGGGCAGUGCUGAGCCAAGCUCUGUGCUGAGCAAAGAACAGCUGAAGGCACUCAGGAGCCAGCAGGGCUGGCCCUCCUUCAAGGAUGUCUUUAUGUUCUCGUCUACGGACAGAGAGGACGUGGACACACUCAAGAGCUACCUCAUGGUUGCAGCCAAGCCAGGACCAUGGCAGUACCACAGUGAGGUCCUAACUGAUCAGAGUCCAGAGGAAGUUUGCACCAGCAUCAUCAGAGAGAAGCUUCUGGAGCAUCUCCCCCAGGAGGUGCCCUAUUCACUGACACAGACUGUUGAAUUCUGGCGAGAUGGAGAAGGUGGCGAGCUCGAUAUCUCGGUGAAACUUUAUGCCAUGAAAGACUCUCAUGUGAGGAUGGUGAUUGGCACAGCUGGCCAGCUGGUAGCACGGAUCGCCCAUGAGGUCAGCAAGGACCUGAGUCAGGUCUACCUGAGGGAAGUAAGGCUGAAGCUCUCAGUCAAGCUGAGGAAAUGAAGAGGAUGCAAGGAUUUUAAUGGUGAAAUCCUGAAGCGAUUAUGAGGCCGAGAUGGCUUUUCUUUUAUUUUUCUCUACAAAGGCCUGAAGAGUUGAACGAAAGACAAGGUCUCAUCACGAGUCUGAUGUGUGGACCUCUUAUGUGACAUGUACUGCCCAGCUCCAGAGCUCAUACUGUACCUGUGAGGAGAAGAAAUUGUACUAUGCACUUGCUCUCUUGAAUCCUGUUGUGCAGUCUCAUCAGAUGUUAUUAAAUUUUUAUAUAUAAAGAUGUUACCUAUAACAUGUUUAGUAGUGGAAACAAUCUUUACAACAAUAAGAGCUUUUGUUUCAGACUGUUUUGUGGGGGAAGUUUAUGCCUUUAUUUGGUGAGAGUAGAAAGAUGACAGGAAAUGAGGGGUGACAUGUUGUAAAGGUCCCAAGCUGGACACGAACUGGAGAUGUUGCAGGUCAUUGUCAGGCCUUAACCCAAGAAUUUGAUGUACAUUAAUCACCAGUCAAAAGUCUGGGCACACUUUCUCAUUCAAUUCACUGGGAAAGUGACCUGAACAAGCACAGUGUGUUUGAUUUUGAUUUAUUUAUUCUUUCAAACAUGUAACAACAGUCAGUAUGUAAUCACACAUAAUUCCAGACA
This is a messenger RNA of Monopterus albus (swamp eel), 2120 nucleotides long. It is a transcript of the gene eral1, whose product is annotated as Era-like 12S mitochondrial rRNA chaperone 1. Lineage: Eukaryota; Metazoa; Chordata; Actinopteri; Synbranchiformes; Synbranchidae. Gene Ontology annotation, molecular function: GTP binding; ribosomal small subunit binding; rRNA binding. The coding region runs from base 134 to 1486 and encodes 450 amino acids. Gene Ontology annotation, cellular component: mitochondrial matrix. Gene Ontology annotation, biological process: ribosomal small subunit assembly. The record is from RefSeq and is a predicted model, not a curated record. The transcript is spliced from 11 exons.